This is a messenger RNA of Labrus mixtus (cuckoo wrasse), 8098 nucleotides long. RefSeq names its product slit homolog 1b (Drosophila) (gene slit1b). The record is from RefSeq and is a predicted model, not a curated record. Gene Ontology annotation, biological process: negative chemotaxis; axon guidance. The coding region runs from base 631 to 5349 and encodes 1572 amino acids. Gene Ontology annotation, molecular function: Roundabout binding; calcium ion binding; heparin binding. Lineage: Eukaryota; Metazoa; Chordata; Actinopteri; Labriformes; Labridae. The transcript has 38 exons.
CACUCCGGGUGCUGCCGCUACUGCGUUUGUGUGUGUGUGUACAUGUAUGUGUGUGAGGGGAGGGGGUGUGGGCGUGUGGGAGGAGUCUCUGUGCUGUUAUUUGUAAAGGCUUUUGAUGGAUGAUUGCUCUGUGUGUGUGUGAGAUAGAGGGAGUGAGGGAGUCCCCCCCCUUUCUUUUUUUUUUUCUAGUGGCUCACUGUUCAGUGCACAAUGACUCAAUGAAAAGUGGAGGGGAGAGGCAAACACACUGUACGGCUGAUGGCGAGAGAGAGAGAGAGAGAGAGAGAGAGAGAGGGAGACACACACACACAGGAGAGUAGAAUAAGAGAAGCCAAUUGGAGUGAGCUCUAAAGCUGGGGACAAGAAGAAGAAGAAGAGGAUAUACUUGUCUUUUUCCUUCUCUUUUUCUCUCAAAGGCCACUCCGGGAUCAAGUGGCAGCCGAUCAUUUUGUAGGGAACUUCACCUGGCUUUGCCACUGUCUGUCUCAGCCUUUAAAGAAUUCUAACUAUUGCACUUGAAGCAUUUUGUCCACUUUUCCAAGAGGUUUAAGUGCUGGUCAGUCUUCCCCAAAAGAAGAAAAAGGUGAUAGGAUCUGUCAGCUGGUUUCUGCAGUGCAGCAGGAAAGAAGGAUGCCUGCUGGGAGAAGCAGGGAUGGAGCCGGGUCAGGAGGCUCCGGGAUGGUCACAUCCCCAGGUUGGUCUCCUCGCUCCGGGCUGCGGAUGCUGCUGAUCUGGGUCGUGCUGGUGCUGGUGGCAGGUCCAUGCCGUGUGGAGGCGUGCCCCUCCCCCUGCAGCUGCCUGGGGAACACGGUGGACUGUCACGGCCUGGGGAUCCACUCCGUACCCAAAAACAUCCCCAGAGGGACUGAGAGGCUUGAUCUGAAUGGAAACAAUCUGACAGUGAUCAGCAAGACUGACUUCUCUGGUCUCAAACACCUCAGAGUCCUUCAUCUGAUGGAAAACCAGAUCAGUAUCAUUGAGAGAGGAACGUUUGAUGAGCUGAAGGAGCUGGAGAGACUGCGCCUCAACAAAAACCGUCUCAGCCAGAUUCCAGAGCUGCUGUUUCAGAAGAAUGAAGCCCUGUCUCGACUGGAUUUGAGUGAAAAUUUCAUCCAAGCGGUCCCAAGGAGAGCCUUUAGAGGAGCCGUGGAUCUCAAAAACCUGCAGCUGGAUAAAAACCACAUCAGCUGUAUAGAGGAGGGGGCCUUUAGAGCUCUGCGCUCUCUGGAAGUACUCACACUAAACAAUAACAACAUCAGCAGUAUUCCAGUCUCCAGUUUCAACCACAUGCCAAAGCUGCGCACCUUUCGCCUCCACUCUAACUCUCUGCGCUGUGACUGUCACCUGGCCUGGCUGUCUCCAUGGUUACGCCAGCGGGCAGCGUUAGGCCUCUACACUCAGUGUAGCUCUCCCCCCACGCUGAGGGGCCUCAACCUUGCCGAGCUGAGAAAGAGCGACUUUGCCUGCUCAGGUCAUGGUGACAGCGCCUUUGUUCAGCCGUGCAGCCUGGCGUCUGGCUCCUGUCCUCCUAUGUGUUCCUGCAGCAACAACAUAGUAGACUGUCGAGGGAGGGGCCUAACUGCCAUCCCCGCCCACCUACCUGAAGCCAUGACCGAGAUACGAUUGGAGCAGAAUGGCAUCAAGUCAGUUCCCCCUGGCGCCUUCACCUCUUACAAGAAGCUCCGCCGAAUAGACCUGAGCAACAACCAGAUAUCUGAGAUCGCUCCUGAUGCUUUUCAAGGACUCCGAGCUCUGAACUCCCUGGUUCUGUAUGGGAAUAAGAUCACUGAGCUGCCCAGUGGAGUGUUUGAUGGUUUGGCCUCUCUGGAGUUACUGUUGCUCAAUGCCAAUAAGAUCCACUGCAUCAGGGCCUCGGUGUUUAAGGAUCUGGAGAACUUGGCUCUGCUGUCGCUUUAUGACAACAAGAUCCAGAGUUUGGCAAAAGGCACCUUCAGCUCUCUGCACAGCAUCCAGACGCUCCACCUGGCCCAGAACCCGUUCGUGUGUGACUGUAAUGUGAAGUGGCUGGCCGACUUCCUGCGUUCAAACCCCAUCGAGACCAGCGGGGCUCGCUGCGCCAGCCCACGCCGCCUCGCCAACAAACGCAUUGCACAGAUCAAGAGCAGCAAGUUCCGCUGCUCCGCCAAGGAGCAGUACCACAUCCCUGGUACCGAAGACAGGCGUCUGAGCUAUGAGUGUAACAGUAAGCCAGUGUGUCCGGCUAAAUGUCGCUGUGAGGCCAACGUGGUCGACUGCUCCAACCUUCGACUCACCAAGUUCCCUGAACACCUGCCGUCAUCCACUGAAGAGCUGCGUCUCAACAACAAUGACCUCUCCGUGCUGGAGGCCACCGGAGCCUUCAAGGGUCUGUCCCAUCUCAAGAAAAUCAACUUGAGCAACAAUAAGAUCUCGGAGAUCGAGGAUGGGGCGUUUGAAGGUGCGUCCUCGGUGAUGGAGCUUCACCUGACAGCCAAUCACCUGGAGUCUGUGAGAGGCAGCAUGUUCAGAGGCAUGGAGGGACUACGCAUGCUGAUGCUGAGGAACAACAAGAUCAGCUGUGUCCAUAACGGCAGCUUCACAGGAAUGGCCAACGUCCGGCUGCUCUCCCUUUAUGACAACCAGCUGAGCACCAUCAUGCCCGGAGCCUUCGACACACUGCCCAACCUGUCCACACUGAAUCUUCUGGCCAAUCCUUUUAACUGUGACUGCCGCCUGUCCUGGUUCGGGGCGUGGCUCCGUAGCCGACGAAUCGUGACAGGAAAUCCUCGCUGUCAGGGCCCCGCCUUCCUCCGAGAGAUCCCGCUGCAGGAUGUGGCCGUACCUGACUUCCGCUGCGAGGACGGCUCUGUUCUGGAGGACAGCAGCUGUGGUCCAGGUCCACAGUGUCCCACUCAGUGUGCCUGUAUGGACACUGUCGUCCGCUGCAGCAACAAACACCUGCAGGCUCUGCCCAGAGGACUCCCCCGCAACGUCACUGAACUGUACCUGGAUGGAAACCAGUUCACCAGCGUUCCUAAGGAGUUAGCCACAUUCAAAUACCUGCAGCUGGUAGAUCUGAGCAACAAUAAGAUCAGCUCCCUGUCUGAUGACUCCUUCUACAACAUGAGCCAACUCACCACUCUGAUCCUCAGCUACAACUCCCUACGAUGUAUCCCUCCUCUGGCUCUGGGUGGCUUGCACUCUCUGAGGCUGCUCUCUCUCCAUGGCAAUGACAUCUCUGAGUUGCAGCACGGCAUCUUCAGCGACGUGGCCUCCCUGUCGCACCUAGCGAUUGGAGCCAACCCUCUGUACUGUGACUGUCGAAUGCUCUGGCUCUCAGACUGGGUGAAGAGUGGCUACAAGGAGCCUGGUAUCGCCCGCUGUGCCGGACCCCAAGGCAUGGAGGGAAAACUGCUGCUCACCACUCCAGCUGACAAGUUCCAGUGUGUGGGUCCUGUAGAUCCCUCUGUUCAAACCAAAUGCAGCCCAUGUGUCUCCUCCCCCUGCCUGAACCAGGGCGUCUGUCAAGUCCACCUCACACAACAAUACACCUGCACCUGCAAGUCCGGCUUCACGGGUAAACACUGUGAGACCCCGGUUGAUGCCUGUGUCAGUAAUCCCUGCACAAACGGAGGACUCUGCCUCAGUGACGAACAGACCAGAGGCUUCAGUUGUGCAUGCACCUUUGGUUUCCAUGGAACCUUCUGCGAGGUGAACGUGGACGACUGUGAGGAUCAUGGAUGUGAGAACGGCGCUACUUGUGUAGACGGCGUGGGGAACUACACCUGCCUGUGUCCUCCAAAUUACACAGGUCUCUUGUGUGAGGAAGAAGAGGACGUGUGUGCUCCAGGUAGAAACCCCUGUCAGCAUCAGUCCACCUGCAUCAGCACUCCUACUGGCCCCAGGUGUGUGUGUAUACCUGGCUGGGUGGGGCCAGACUGCAGCAUAGAUUAUAAUGAAUGUACAGACCAUCGCUGUCAGAAUGGAGCUCAGUGUGUCGACCACCUUGAUGGCUACAGCUGCGUUUGUCCGCAGGGAUACAGUGGGGAGUUUUGUGAAGUGGCCCUUCCUCCCGCUUCACCCUGCCAGCUGGCUCAGUGUCAGAACGGCGCCCCCUGCAUGGAGGAGACGGACUCUGCGGUCUGUCAGUGUCUGCCGGGCUUUGAGGGGCGUAGCUGUCAGAAGCUGGUCAGUGUGAACUUUGUGGACAGAGACUCAUAUGUUCAGCUUCAAGAUGUGAAGAACUGGCCUCAAGCAAACAUCACACUGCAGGUUUCGACAGCAGAGGAUAAUGGUAUCCUGCUCUAUAACGGAGACAAUGAACCAAUAGCUGUGGAGCUCCAUCAGGGUCACGUCAGGGUCACAUAUGACCCUGGAAACCAGCCUGCCACUGCUAUCUACAGCACUGAGACGGUGAAUGACGGACAGUUUCACACGGUAGAACUGGUGACCUUUAAUCGGAUGGUGAACCUGUCUGUAGACGGAGGAGAGCCAACAACUCUAGACAGCCAGGGGCGGAGCCUGCAGGUGGCGGGAGACGCCCCUCUUUACGUAGGAGGUAUGCCUGAGAAGGUGAUGCCUUCCUCUCUGGGUCUCUCCUCUCAGUCCCUCAACACGUCCAGUUUCCAUGGCUGCAUAAAGAACCUCUACAUUAACCACGAGCUGCAGGACUUCACCCGCAGCCACAUGAAUCCGGGGGUGGUGCCGGGCUGCCAGGCCUGCCGCAAACUUUACUGUCUGCACGGCAUCUGUCAGCCCAAUGCUGCAGAGGGUCCCCAAUGUCACUGCCAGCAAGGAUGGGCAGGACAACACUGUGACCAGCCAAUGACAGGAAGCCUUACUGGAGUGGAUGGUGUAACCACAGCAACUGGUGUCAGCCCAUGCCAGGGCAGCAAGUGUGUGAAUGGUGUGUGUGUGGUGUUGGACACGCAGUCAUACCGCUGUGACUGUGAGGAAGGAUACGGAGGUUCAUUGUGUAACCUGAAGGAGGAGCCGCCGAGUUUGUGUCGGGGUCUGCAGUGUUUGCACGGCCAAUGUGAGCAGACUGAGCAAGGAGAGCAGUGUGUCUGUGUGCAGGGAUUCACCGGAGAGAGCUGUGAUAUAGAGUCCCCUUGUCGAGGAGAGCCGGUAAGAGAUUACCACCGGCUGCAGCACGGCUCCGUCCUCUGCCAGACGGCCAAACCAUUCUCCUGGGUGGAAUGUCUGGGUCGAUGCCAGGCAGGAACCGAGCCGGGCACUGCCGCCGCCACUUCCUGUUGCGCUCCUCUGAGGGUCCGACGCCGGCGGCUCACAUUCGAGUGUGACGACGGGACCUCGAUCACACAGGACGUGGAGAAGCCUGUGGAGUGUGGCUGCAAGGAUUGUGCAUAGUACUGUGGAUGCACUGUGCGUACACACACACACAUGAAGACACACACAUCCAAACAUAACACACAAACACACUCACACACACCAAGCUAAAGAGGUACACACACUGUAGGUAAUCUCUCACUGAUAAACGGACAUUUUGGUGUUUGUUUCGUGUGUUUCUGCGCACCGACGCAGUUUUGUUACAUAAGACAGUGCUUCCCUCUCCAAACAUGAAAUCAACGAGUCAACCUCAUCUUCAUUCUCCUCCUCCUCUUCACCUGCAGCAGGACAACCUGCGCACUUACUACCUAAUGCCAGCUCAUUUCUAAUGCUUGUGUGUUUUAAAAUCUCCCUUUGCCUUCUUCUCUGUGUUUCAUAUUUGUGGCUGGAAAAGCGCUGCUCUCCAUUCACACACAGCUGCAUCAGAGAGCUGCCAGUUUUUGCAAGAAAUUAAGGUACUAACUGAAGCUUAAUUAAAUGUCUGUUAAGGUAAAAGUUGCUCAAUUUUGUAUCCACUUUGUUAAGAUUUCACCUGCCAGACUGCAUAUUUCUGAAACACAGCACUGAGCUCUGUCAGUUUUUUGAAGGGGGGAGCUGCAGGUGAAAUAACAAAGGGAUGUUUUAGUAUAGUUUUCUGCAGCCAUGACUGCUGUUUAUCUGAUGGUUUAAGCACCAAGUCGUUAGGUUGACUGAAAGUUUGGGUAAGACAGCAUUUCCAGCAAGUGACAGCCAUCGAUGUGACUCCAAAGCCCCCUGCAGUAACAGAUGGGUGAUGUCACUCAGGCUUCGUCCAAUAAUAUUUACAGUCUGUGUGUUCCCUGCAUCCACCUCAAUGCCACAUGUUGAAGCUCUGAAGAGAAAUAAGGAUUUCAAAUAAGGAAUAAGAAAAGUUAUUGGUUACAUAUGAAGCAGAACAUCUUACAGCCAUUCUUUUGUCUUGUCUUUAAAUUAAAUUUGUCCUCUUUGUCUGAUAAAUACAGACAAAGAUUCCAUUUUAGUUAGACUAAAAUAAAAUUCAAAGGCAAGACAAAAAAAAAAGCUUCAUUCAACAAAUAUUUAGUAAAUCAGAUGAAGACAGUAAAGCAUGAAAAUUUGGGCUUUAGGAUCAUUUUGACUGAAGAAACACCUCUAUGGAAAAUUAAACCUUGGUCUGCUAUAAAAAUCCCUUAAAUUUAAAACAAAGCCUGGUCGUUGAGUUCAUGGAAUAAUCCGGAUGUAAAUAAAAGGGUCAUCACCCAACAAUGUUCAGCCUGAAGGCUAAAGGUGAUGGAGUUCACAGGGGACAGCAGAGGGGUCAUGAAAUGUUCCCAUCGCUGCUGACAAGACGCCCUUUCUUCCACUUAAACACUGGUGGUGGUGGUGGUGGGGGGUUGGGAUAGUGUGUGUGUGUGUGUGUGUGUGUGUGUGUGUGUGUGUGUGUGUGUGUGUGUGUGUGUGUGUGUCUGUGUCUGUAUGUCUUGUACUUCUAUCUUUUUGAGGAGCAUAUUUUAGAGAUAUUGGGAAUGAGGAGAUGUUGGUUGUUUCCUUGAAGGUCUGUUUUGAGGUUUAAACUUUGUCUUGAAUUUAAGCAGAGCGCUAUACUGUGAGGGUACCAACCGAAAAGUUUCCACCAGAAGGCAUUGAAGGCUGAAAAUAGAAAAGUUAUAUUUUAUCUUGUUCCUUUUUUUAAAUUGCUGCUAAUAUAAAUAAUUUUUUUUUUUUUUUUUUUUACAAUGUCAUUUGGUAACGUACAUUUAAAAAAGUGAACCACUCCAAUUAUUUAGAAAAGAUUUGUUCUUAAUGUGAAGUGCUUUAUGAAUAAAAUGUAUUAGUAUUACUAUUUUUAUUAUUAUAAUUAUUACUGUAAAUUGGUGAAAUCUUACACUUUCAAUAUUUGCUCUUUAUGAUGUGGGAAGUAUUGUAACUAUUAAUUAGAGUUGACAAAGAAAUAAAAAGAUGUUUGAUUUUUAUGAAACAACUUUAUUUCUUAGCUUUCUGUCUAAAGACGGAAACACAAGAUUAAUGCAGGAACAUAUCUCAAACAGCAUCCCCUUCAACAUUGUGGGAUAAGCACAUUAUGGUUCAGGGCUUUAAAGAAUCAAAGUCCUCACAAGCAUAGAAGUGCAUUUUUGUGUGUCUGUGUGUGUGUGUGUGUGUGUGUGCGUGCAUGUGUGUUUGUCACCGCCAGACCCUUCCAACAACAGGACGCUGUCCCUGAUAAUGAGCUUCAUUAUACGACAAUGUGGCGUGGUGCUCAGAUCAAACGCUUCCUCCGAUUUGUCAGAGAAAGCAAGUGAAUGCAUCACAUAAUCGCCACAUGGAAAAUGUAGCUUUUAUGGUGUGUUAUUUAUAUGGAUGUGAAACUAAAAUAAAGCUGCGUGAAAUUCAUUUUAACCUGUUUUUGUUUUUUAAGCCUUUGAGUUAAAUUUCCUUCAUUUGGAAUUGUGUCAUUAAUCAGACUAAUGUAGCUCUUAUUAUUAUAAUAACUGCAAUAAAUCUACACAGUAACAGCCUAACAGAUUGUAAUAUAUUAUAAGCUUAUAAUGCGUUUGAUUUUGUCAUAGUAUUUUUAUAUGUUGAAGAGGAUGUUGUCACUGUAUCAUAUGUAGAUUGUAGACAUCUUUUUUGUUUUGGUUGCCAAAAAGAAUGCUUUCAACCUCGUUUCAGUCGUGUGAAUUUUACAGAAAAGAAUAAACAGAUUGUGUUUUUGUUCCCAAAGUUUCACCUGAGAGUGGAAAAACAAGUAGUGUUUCUUUUUUCCUUUUAUUUAAAUAAAGAGCUGUUCUUCCUC